CUCUCCACCGUGGUGACGUCACCAGAAACACGUGGGUUUGUUAUUGCAGGAAGUGAAGAUGGCGGCUCAGUCGUUGCUGUCCGAGUCUGUGCUCGGGUGGUCUAUUUUCACCUUUAUACUUUUGGCAAUCCUGGCUUUCUGUUGGGUCUACAUUCGGAAAUUUCAAAGUCGUCAGGAGAGUGAAGUUGUUUCAACUAUCACAGCAAUAUGUGCUCUGGCCAUUGCUUUGAUAACGUCUGCACUUCUACCAGUGGAUAUAUUCCUCGUUUCAUUCAUGAAGUAUCCCAAUGGUACCUACAAGGAAUGGGCAGCAAACAAUGAGACGAGGGGCCAAAUUGAAGACACUGUGCUGUAUGGAUAUUACACACUUUACUCCAUCAUACUAUUCUGUGUCUUCCUAUGGAUCCCCUUUGUUUAUUUCUACUAUGAAGAAAGGGAUGACGACAAUGUGAACAAAUGCUCGCAAGUGAAAAACGCUCUGAAGUACACAAUUGGAUUUGCGAUUGUCUGCGUGGUUCUCCUUUUAAUUGGAGCCUUUGUUCCACUCGAGACCCCACCUGGCCAGAAUUCCACUCAAUGGGAGAAAGUACAAUACCUUUUUGAGGAGCUUGGAAGUAGUCAUGGUCUACCGGCUCUGUCUUUCUCCAUCAGCUCCUUGACCUUGAUUGGCAUGCUGGCAGUGAUAACUUACACGGCUUAUGGUAUGUCUGUCCUGCCUUUGAAUCUGAUAAAAGGCACACGGAGUGUGGUGUAUGAACGCCUGGAGAACACAGAGGACAUUGAUGAUGUUGAGCAUCAGAUAGAAAAGCUGAAAUCCAAGUGUAAAGAUGGACGUCCCCUUUCCUCAAGGGACAGACACAACCUGCAGGAGCUGGAGGGCAAACUGCAGGUCCUCCGGCGCAGGGGGAGACACCUGGAAAUUGCAGAGAGGAACUGCUGCACUAAAGUGGGCAGUGCUCUCAGACCUUUCAAGAUACUGUUGGGUGUUUUCUUUAUCCUGGUUGCACUGCUGUUCACUGUUGCCCUGUUCAUUUCAAAUUUGGAUAAAGCUCUCCACUCUGCUGGCAUGAGCUCUGGGUUCAUAAUCUUUGGCACCAACUUAACCAAUCCUCUGAAUGAACUUCUAUUAGCCUUACAACCCGUUUUUCCACUGGAUUAUAUCUUGAUCACAGUCAUUACCAUGUACUUUGUACUCACAUCCAUGGCUGGCAUUCGCAACAUGGGCAUCUGGUUCUUCUGGAUAAGGCUGUACAAAAUAAGACCAAAGAGAACUCGUCCCCAGGCUCUUCUCUUCCUCUGUAUGAUUCUUCUCUUGAUCGUCCUUCACACCAGCUACAUGAUCUACAGCCUAGCCCCUCAAUAUGUCAUGUAUGGCAGCCAGAAAUAUCGUGUGCAGCGUCAGAUGCCCUCAUCAGGUCCUACGUAUGGGAAUGGUACAUUUGGCACCACAAGGAUCUGUGAUGCUGACGCGCCUGAGGACCAGUGCACAGUGACAAGAUCCUAUCUUUUCCUCCACAAGUUCUGGUUCUUUAGUACCAUCUACUACUUCGGUAACUGGGCCUUUAUUGGGGCUUUCCUCAUUGGUUUGGUGGUGUCCUGCUGCAGAGGGAAGAAAUCAGUGAUUGAAGGAGAGGUGGAGGCCGAUGACUCAGACAUAAGUGAUGACGAAUAUGUGCACUGAAAAUCAGUAUUCGCUUGAUCGGGUUUGUAGAUAUGCCAGCCAUAACUUAAAGGGGCUAGAAAGUAUAAUUUCAUAAACAAAUAAAUGACUGUCAGUAAUUCGUCAUAAUUGAAUUUAUUGGUCUUAAGGAGUUAUUGUAGUGGUGCUGGGAUUCCAGCCUUGUUUUGAGUUGGCACGUCCCUCCCCUUAAUGAUACCAGUCAGACUGAUUGUUGUGUCUUUCUCAGUCAAUAUUAUUGAUGACUCGGGGAUGCUGGGAGUGUCGUCCAACUCAAUCCUACCUUGGGAAUACACUUCUCACCACUCUGAAGCUGACAGAAAUUGGUCAUUUUUCUACUGGAGGAGUCACAUUAUUGCGGCAGCAGAGACAGUCAUAUGCUGCGACAAAACUUUAUGUGUAAGCUUUAUUUGGAGACAGAGCUUAGACAUAAAUUGAGUUUUUCCAUUCUCUACGCACUUUCUAGAUGCUUUAAGUGGUCUGUGAGUCUAUAGUUGGCUUUAGUAUACCUUUUAAGAUAAAAUACUGAAAACAAAAGAGUUUACAUGCUGUUCUGCUCGCUGUCUUUCUGAAAAGCUAAUAGGUAUAAAAAUAAUGAAUCGUAAGUGUUGACAGCAGUAACAUUUUCAAAGUUUAUUUUGCUUGUUUUUUGUCUGAGGUUGAAUAUAUUGCUAGUGCAUUUGCUGCUUUUUCCUCCUGCACUUAGUUAUUUGCAGAAUAUCAGACCAUUAUUUAAGCAAAUGUUGCUCUACUUGCAUACCUGUACUGUGGGUGUAAUGUAAAGGACCAAUUGCGGCUGUUGUGUUUUCAAAGUUUCAGUUAUUCUUGGUUUUUAAUUAAACAGCUUAGGGAAAAAAUAGAAUUAAUUAAUUAUGGGUGUAAUUUUCUUUUAAUUAAGGAUACGUCUCAUUUUUUCCAGCACUCUAGAGUUUAUCUGCAGCAGGCUUGUGACAUAGUAUAUAAUGGCUUUUUUUUUUUUCAGCCAUAUUUUUUUCAUUGUAUUUAGAAGUCUCUAUGAAAAUGAAUACAAAAUGUUGAUUAAUUAACAAUUAACAAAUUUGCAGAAAAUAUGAAUGACAUUUUUUAAAAUUUGGAAAACCAAAUGUUUGUGCCUCAUGAAUGUACGAAUAGUACCAUGAUGGGUACACACUCCUGUAUAUGCUGCCCUGAAUUAGCCUCACAGGAAACAGCCUGAAUCGCAGUGAAUUUUUUUCUUUUCUUUUGAGAUUUUAGUCUGAUUUACCUUCGUUGAGAAUCAGUGGAGCCAGCAGCUGGAAAUGUGGUUAGAUGAUGAUCACAGAGGGUGCAUCUAAUGCAGUUUUCACCUGUGACUGUUUGAAAAGAGUGCCGUUGUGGAAGUUGUGUCCAUAUUAAAUGGAACCUGUAUUUAAAGAAAUAAAACGAUUUCAAACACAGUAGUAAAAUACAUUUUUUUCCCCCAGUUCCAGAUAUUUGAAACCUUUCUUUUAAUACCUGAUACAUUUAAACCUGUUAAAUUUUGCAUUCUGACAUUUCAUUUUCCCUCAACAUGAUGUCUCCCUUCUACAGUCUCGGCUAUUGAAGCACAGAAACCGUAACUAUGAAUGGUUAAUAUUUUGAUAUUUAUCUAACAUUUCUGUCAAACUUGUGUGGAAUAGAGCCAGCUAUUAUACAGUACAGUUAUUUUUGUUAUCUUUUUAUCACAUAGUAUCUGUAUUGCACAUAAUGACGUGUCAAUCAGGUGCAAAUUAUUUCUGUAUUGGUGGACCAGUUAGUGAGUACAUUACUAGUACUACAUAACUAAUUUUUAGUACCACAUGCUAAGUCUCAGCCGU
Xiphias gladius (swordfish) is the source of this 3492-nucleotide messenger RNA. RefSeq names its product LMBR1 domain containing 1 (gene lmbrd1). The record is from RefSeq and is a predicted model, not a curated record. The coding region runs from base 59 to 1681 and encodes 540 amino acids. Gene Ontology annotation, biological process: protein localization to vacuole. The transcript is spliced from 16 exons. Lineage: Eukaryota; Metazoa; Chordata; Actinopteri; Istiophoriformes; Xiphiidae. Gene Ontology annotation, cellular component: vacuolar membrane.